UAUUACUCGCACAGCCCCGCUGCUCACAGCUACGCUUCUGCACUAGGACCCAGGAGGACGCGGAGGGCGGAAGCUAAGCGUGAAGCGGCCGAGUUGUCUUGACUUGUGGUGUAGCAGGAUGGCGAGGCUCGUGGAAGAUGUGGCGACGGCUUCCAGCUAUCGCCAAUUCCAGCUGGAGCACUUUCACCUAGACUUACAUGUGAACAUGGAGGCAAGGAAGGUGCGCGGCACUGAGAAGCUGAACCUCCGAGUCCUGUCAGAGACCGGCGAGCUGCGACUGGACUCCUACCCGAGCCUGCGGGUUCAGCGCGUGUGGCUGGAGGUGCCAGCUGGGCAGGUGACGGAGCUGUCUUGGGAGGAGAAGCCCUUCAGCAGCUAUGGCAGCGCACUGGUUAUCCGGGCCCCGGAGACUCUCCCAGCUGGGUCUCAGGUUGUGUUCGGUGUGGAGUAUGAGGUCGGGGACAACCCUGGGGUUUGUUGGUUAGAACCUGAGCAGACUGCUGGAAAGAAGAAGCCAUACAUGUAUACUCAGGGUCAGGCUGUUUUAAAUCGGUGCUUUUUCCCUUGUUUUGAUACGCCUGCUGUUAAAAGUACUUAUUCUGCAAAUAUCAAGGUUCCAGAUGAUUUUACUGCAGUUAUGAGUGCUGAUUCUUGGAAUUGUCAGGAUGACACUUACACCUUUAAAAUGACACAUCCGAUUCCUUCUUACCUUGUGGCACUUGUAGUUGGGGAUAUCGUAUCUGCAGAAGUAGGACCAAGGAGCAGGGUUUGGGCUGAACCAUGUCUAAUAGAAGCUGCCAGAAAAGAGUAUGAUGGUGUAAUAGAAGAAUUCUUGAAUGUCGGAGAGAAACUCUUUGGACCGUAUGUUUGGGGAAGGUAUGAUGUUUUGUUCAUGCCCCCCUCUUUUCCGUUUGGUGGUAUGGAGAACCCGUGUAUUACAUUUGUCACCCCGUGUCUACUAGCUGGUGAUCGUUCCCUGGCUGAUGUCAUUAUCCAUGAAAUAUCCCAUAGUUGGUUUGGAAACUUAGUGACCAAUGCUCAUUGGGGCGAGUUUUGGCUGAAUGAAGGUUUUACCAUGUAUGCUCAGCGAAGAAUCACCACAGAGAUCUAUGGAUCUGCAUACACUUGUCUAGAAGCAGCCACUGGAAGAGCCCUUCUUCGUCAGCACAUGGAUGCAUCAGGAGAGGAUAAUCCAUUAAACAGACUGAGAGUCAAAAUUGAGCCUGGUGUGAAUCCAGAUGACACUUACAAUGAAACUCCAUAUGAAAAAGGAUAUUGUUUUGUGUCAUACCUUGCCCACCUGGUAGGAGACCAGAAAACAUUUGAUGCAUUUCUAAAGGCUUAUGUGGACAGAUUCAAGUUUCAGAGCAUUACUGCUGAUGAAGCAUUAGCAUUUUAUUUGGAUUAUUUUCCAGACCUUAAGGAAAAGAACGUUGAUAAAAUUAAGGGCUUCGAAUUUGACCACUGGUUGAACACACCUGGCUGGCCACCAUUUCUUCCAGACUUGUCUGCAGGUGACGCUCUGAUGAAGCCGGCUGAAGCUUUGGCUGAACUGUGGGCCUCUUCAACACUUGACUUGCAGUCUAUUACUAAUGUGCAUAUCACACCAUGGAAAACCUAUCAACUGGUCUACUUUUUGGAUAGAAUACUUGAGAAAUCACCACUUCCAAUAGGCAAUGUCGAAGAGCUUGGAAAACAUUACCCAAAGAUUUCUGAAGCUACCAAUGCUGAAUUGCAACACCGCUGGGCUCAGAUUGUUUUAAAAAAUGAUUAUCAAAAUCACUUUUACAAAGUCAGCAAUUUUCUGCAAAGCCAAGGAAAACAGAAGUAUACAUUACCGUUGUACCGUGCUAUGCAAGCUGGAACAGAACCUGCCCGUGCAUUAGCGAUUGAGAUCUUCAAGCAGACAUCUGCACAGCUUCACUAUAAUGUCUGUAAUUAUGUGAAAAAGAUCUUGGGAUUGUAAAGAAAAUUUAUAUAUUAAUUCUGAUGGAAAUUAUGAGAAAUAAUUAGUGCUGUCACAGCCAAAAAAAUUGCAUAAUAAUUUCAGAUAUUGCUCUUAUUAUGGAGUCCCCAAUAAAAAAGUCAACAGUUACUCUAUAGAAAAACUCCUUUACCCAAUGUUUUCUUAAGAAUAAUUAUCCUAAACUGAACAUGUAUAUGAACUUCAGUGCUAUUCAUUCAUCACUGACAAAGGGUGCAUGCGCCUGAAAUGUGUCUGAUCUGCUGGUUGCUUGUACUGCUUUUAUCGUGAGUUCUAAUAAAGUCUGGAUUUCUGCUUA
This is a messenger RNA of Hyla sarda, 2282 nucleotides long. It is a transcript of the gene RNPEP, whose product is annotated as arginyl aminopeptidase. Gene Ontology annotation, molecular function: metalloaminopeptidase activity; zinc ion binding. The coding region runs from base 119 to 1966 and encodes 615 amino acids. The record is from RefSeq and is a predicted model, not a curated record. Gene Ontology annotation, biological process: proteolysis. The transcript has 11 exons. Lineage: Eukaryota; Metazoa; Chordata; Amphibia; Anura; Hylidae.